Morchella sextelata is the source of this 456-nucleotide messenger RNA. RefSeq lists its product as uncharacterized. Gene Ontology annotation, molecular function: structural constituent of cell wall. The transcript is spliced from 3 exons. The coding region runs from base 1 to 456 and encodes 151 amino acids. NCBI's taxonomy places the organism in Eukaryota, Fungi, Ascomycota, Pezizomycetes, Pezizales, Morchellaceae. The record is from RefSeq and is a predicted model, not a curated record. Gene Ontology annotation, cellular component: fungal-type cell wall.
AUGCAGUUCUCACGCAUCCUCCCCACCCUCAUCUUCCUCCUCCUUCCCUUCGCCCUCGCCAGCCCUCUCCCGCAAACCACCGCCUCCGGCAACGACGGCUCCGGCGACCAGGACGUCGGCAACAAGGGCCAGAACGCGGGCAACGCCGCCGCAAACAAGGGCACCGUCAAGGGCGACUACACCGUUGAGCAGGGCGUGCAGACAUGCGGUAACGCGCAGCUCAACUGCUGCAACAAGAUCGAGAAGAAGGGGGAUACGACGAGUGCCGGGUUGUUGGGGUCUCUGUUUGGGUCUGGCGAUAUUGGCCUGCAGUGUUCGCCGAUUAAUUUGCCGGUUUUGGCUGCGCAAGUGCCAAUUAAUAAGGCGUGUGAUGCCAAGGCGGCGUGCUGCCAGGGAGAGACUUCGCAGAACGGACUCAUCAAUCUUGGAUGUAUCGCCCUUGCAUCCCUCAUCUAA